GCCCGCGAGCCGCCGGCGAAGGAGCGCGCGCGCGUGACGCGGCCCGGCUUGCUCGCGCCCUCCCGCGCCCCGGCGUCGGCCGCCGGCUCAUGGCCCCGGCCGCGGCGGACAAGCCGCGCUGAGGCUGGCCGCGCGAAGUCGUGGGGCCGCCGCCGUGGCCCUCGCUGUCCGCGCCUCGCCGUCAGCCCGCGGUGCCCGCGCACGCCGGCCGCCAUCGCCUUCGCGCCUGGCUGGCGGGGGCGCUGUACUCCCCGGCGGUCCGCGCGGCUCCCUGGAGCUCGGCGGAGCGCGGCUGCCAGGGCCGGCGGAGGCGCGAGGAGCCGCACACCGCCGCCUGUGUCGCCACCAGCGCCGCGGGGGCCAUGACCGUGGAGCAGAAUGUGCUGCAGCAGAGCGCGGCGCAGAAGCACCAGCAGACGUUUUUGAAUCAGCUGAGAGAAAUCACUGGGAUUAAUGAUGCCCAGAUACUACAGCAAGCCUUGAAGGAUAGUAAUGGAAACUUGGAAUUAGCAGUGGCUUUCCUUACUGCAAAGAAUGCCAAGACCCCUCAGCAGGAGGAGACAACUUACUACCAAACAUCACUUCCUGGCAAUGAUAGAUACAUCAGUGUGGGAAGCCAAGCAGACACAAAUGUGAUUGAUCUCACUGGAGAUGAUAAAGAUGAUCUUCAGAGAGCAAUUGCCUUGAGUUUGGCGGAAUCAAACAGGGCAUUCAGGGAGACUGGAAUAACUGAUGAGGAGCAAGCCAUUAGCAGAGUUCUUGAAGCCAGCAUAGCAGAAAAUAAAGCAUGUUUAAAGAGAACACCUACAGAAGUUUGGAGGGAUUCUCGAAACCCUUAUGAUAGAAAAAGGCAAGACAAAGCUCCUGUUGGACUAAAGAAUGUUGGCAAUACUUGCUGGUUUAGUGCUGUUAUUCAGUCAUUAUUCAAUCUUUUGGAAUUUAGAAGAUUAGUUCUGAAUUACAAGCCUCCGUCAAAUGCUCAAGAUUUACCCCGAAACCAAAAGGAGCAUCGGAAUUUGCCUUUUAUGCGUGAGCUGCGGUAUCUAUUUGCACUUCUUGUUGGUACUAAAAGGAAAUAUGUUGAUCCAUCAAGAGCAGUUGAAAUUCUUAAGGAUGCUUUCAAAUCAAAUGACUCCCAGCAGCAAGAUGUGAGUGAGUUUACACACAAAUUAUUAGAUUGGUUAGAAGAUGCCUUCCAAAUGAAAGCUGAAGAAGAGACGGAUGAAGAGAAGCCAAAGAACCCCAUGGUAGAGUUGUUCUAUGGAAGAUUCCUUGCUGUGGGAGUACUUGAAGGUAAAAAAUUUGAAAAUACUGAAAUGUUUGGUCAGUACCCGCUUCAGGUCAAUGGAUUCAAAGAUCUACAUGAGUGCCUAGAAGCUGCUAUGAUUGAAGGAGAAAUUGAGUCCUUACAUUCAGAGAAUUCAGGAAAAUCGGGCCAAGAGCAUUGGUUCACCAAACUACCACCUGUGUUAACAUUUGAAUUGUCAAGAUUUGAAUUCAAUCAGGCAUUGGGAAGACCAGAAAAAAUUCACAACAAAUUAGAAUUUCCUCAGGUGUUGUAUCUGGACAGAUAUAUGCACAGAAACAGAGAAAUAACAAGAAUUAAGAGGGAAGAAAUCAAGAGACUAAAAGAUUACCUCACAGUAUUACAACAAAGACUAGAAAGAUAUUUAAGCUAUGGUUCGGGUCCCAAACGAUUCCCCUUGGUAGAUGUUCUGCAGUAUGCAUUGGAAUUUGCUUCAAGUAAACCUGUUUGUACAUCUCCCGUUGAGGAUAUUGAUGCUAGUUCCCCACCUAGUGGUUCCACACCACAGACAUUACCAAGCACAACAGAACAACAGGGAGCCCCUUCUUCAGAACUGCCAAGCACAUCACCUGCAUCAGUAGCUGCGAUUUCAUCGAGAUCAGUAAUACAUAAACCAUUCACUCAGUCUCGGAUACCCCCAGAUUUGCCCAUGCAUCCAGCGCCAAGGCACAUAACAGAAGAAGAGCUUUCUGUUCUAGAAAGCUGUUUACAUCGCUGGAGGACAGAAAUAGAAAAUGACACCAGAGAUUUGCAGGAAAGCAUAUCCAGAAUCCAUCGAACAAUUGAACUAAUGUACUCUGACAAAUCUAUGAUCCAAGUUCCUUAUCGCUUACAUGCUGUUUUAGUUCAUGAAGGCCAAGCUAAUGCCGGGCACUACUGGGCAUAUAUUUUUGACCAUCGUGAAAAUAGGUGGAUGAAGUACAAUGAUAUUGCUGUGACAAAAUCAUCAUGGGAAGAGCUAGUGAGGGACUCUUUUGGUGGUUAUAGAAAUGCCAGUGCAUACUGUUUAAUGUACAUAAAUGAUAAGGCACAAUUCUUAAUAAAAGAGGAGUUAAAUAAGGAAACUGGGCAGGCUCUUGUUGGAAUAGAGACAUUACCACCGGAUUUAAGAGAUUUUGUUGAGGAAGACAACCAGCGAUUUGAAAAAGAACUAGAAGAAUGGGAUGCGCAACUUGCCCAGAAAGCUUUGCAGGAAAAACUUUUAGCAUCUCAGAAAUUGAGGGAGUCAGAGUCUUCUGUAACAACAGCACAAGCAGGAGAACCAGAAUAUCUAGAGCAGCCAUCAAGAAGUGAUUUCUCAAAGCACUUGAAAGAAGAAACUAUUCGAAUAAUUACCAAGGCAUCACAUGAGCAUGAAGAUAAAAGUCCUGAAACAGUUUUGCAGUCGAUCAUGAUGACACCGAACAUGCAAGGUAUUAUCAUGGCGAUAGGUAAAUCCAGGAAUGUAUAUGACAGGUGUGGCCCUGAAGCAGGGUUCUUUAAGGCAAUUAAGUUGGAGUAUUCAAGAUUGGUUAAAUUGUCCCAAGAAGAUACCCCACCAGAAACAGAUUAUCGUUUACAUCAUGUAGUGGUCUAUUUUAUCCAGAACCAAGCACCAAAGAAAAUCAUUGAGAAAACAUUGCUAGAACAAUUUGGAGAUAGAAACUUGAGUUUUGAUGAAAGGUGUCACAACAUAAUGAAAGUUGCUCAAGCCAAACUUGAAAUGAUAAAACCUGAAGAAGUAAACUUGGAGGAAUAUGAGGAGUGGCAUAAGGAUUAUAGGAGAUUCAGGGAAACAACCAUGUAUCUCAUAAUUGGGCUAGAAAAUUUUCAAAAAGAAAGUUAUAUAGAUUCCUUGCUGUUCCUUAUCUGUGCUUAUCAGAAUAACAAGGAACUCUUGUCCAAAGGCCCAAACAGAGGACAUGAUGAAGAAUUGAUAUCACAUUAUAGAAGAGAAUGUUUACUAAAAUUAAAUGAGCAAGCAGCAGAACUGUUUGAAUCUGGAGAGGAUCGAGAAGUAAACAAUGGUCUGAUUAUCAUGAAUGAGUUUAUUGUCCCAUUUUUGCCCUUGUUAUUGGUGGAUGAAAUGGAAGAGAAAGAUAUACUUGCUGUGGAAGACAUGAGAAAUCGAUGGUGUUCCUAUCUUGGACAAGAAAUGGAAUCAAACCUCCAAGAGAAGCUGACAGAUUUUCUGCCAAAACUGCUCGAUUGUUCUACUGAGAUUAAAGGUUUCCAUGAGCCACCGGAGUUACCUUCAUAUUCCACACAUGAACUCUGUGAGCGGUUUGCCCGAAUCAUGUUGUCCCUCAGUCGAACUCCUGCUGAUGGAAGAUAAACUGCACACACUUUCCCUAAACACACUGUAUAAACUUUUUUUAGUUCUCAACCCUUGCCUUCCUGUCACAGGGUUUGCUUGUUGCUGCUAUAGUUUUUAACUUUUUUAUUUUAAUAACUGCAAAAGACAAAAUGACUAUACAGACUUUACCCAGACUGCAAACAAUAAAGCUGAGAAUCGCAUGGCACUCAGACUUUGUUUUAACCAGAACUGAUGUAUAAUUACAAAUCUGAUUGAUUUCAUUAUGGCAAAACCAUGCUUUUGCCACCUUCCUGUUACAGUAUUACGUUUGCUUUUAUCUUUUCUUUAUCUACAGCUUUCCAUUCAGUCUGGAUCCUUCCACGACUCCAGCCAUUUAAGUGUUCAGCACUGUGUACGAUACAUAAUACUUGGUAGCUUGUAAAUGAAAUUAAAGAAUAAAGUUUUAUUUAUGGCUACCUAUGUGUUUGUAAGCAGGUAUAUUGUAUAUUAGUGUAUCAUUUUAGUUAUAUAUAAGUGAAUUUUGUCUGGGGAUUGUGUAAGAUCGGAUGAAUAGAUGAACAGAUUAAUACAAACUUUUAAUUUUUCUCUGUUAGCGCAUUGGAAAUUUACUAAGUAUUUGACACUUAAAUAUAUCUAUAUUUUUGACUAAGUUGUUAAACUCAGUAUGGCACCUAAACCUGUUUUGAAUUCAAAUCAGGUUUUCACUGAAGUGAGCGGCUGAUAUUUAAGUCAACCACACUGAAACUUAACUUUUUCUUAGAUUAACCUUUUAUUUUUUUAUAUAUUUACAAAUAAUAUAGCAAGGUGAUUAUUUCAAGAGAUACCAGAAAAAAGUACUUGAAUAAGGGCUAUUUAAUAGUGAAACUUAUAAAAAAUCUGUAUGUGUAUACACACACACACACACACAUUCAUAAUGGAGGACAAUGUUUUGCAUUAUAUAAUCAUUCUAUUUUUGUAAAUUGUAUACCACUUUAAUUGAAAAUGUUCUCUACUAAUCAAUGCUGUGAAAUGAAGUUGAUAUUGUUGAACUAGAAAUUAUGAAUAUCUUUCCCUGCUUUUAUUUUCCUCCUUUUCAAAAAGAAAAAGCUGUAGAAUAUUUUGUAGAUGGAACUGCUGUUUAAGAUUAAUGAAGUCAUAUUGUGAAUGAAAUCAAUGCUUUAAAGGUAAUCAUGUUACCAAUAACCUAUUUUUGAAUUUAUAAAAAUUUCUUUAUAAAUGAUACUUUGUUAGCAUAGUAAAAUAUAUCAUUAUACUAUGUGUAUGUUUGUUACAGCGUCGCCAAAAGUUAGAACUCUCUAUAAGUGCCUCUCAUAAAAGAUCCUGGACAGAGGAGGAAGAAGAAAAUAUUAAGCCAUUAUCUAAUGUUCCCUGUCAAGGUAUCAAUGCACUAUUGAGGUAUUAAUGACAAGGAAUUGGUACUGUUUCUUUUUUAAGGUUAGAUUUUGCACAUUGGAGCUAUCAAAAUGUGUUUUGGUUUAGAUUUUAAAUUCUCUACUGAGCAGUAGUAGUAUUUUAUAUUGGUUUUCAGGUCUUGUCCAAAGUUUUAAAACUCCAUAUGUAUCAUCAAAGCAUUUGUAAAGAAAGUAUCUUCAGUAUUACAUGAUAUUCU
Messenger RNA from Odobenus rosmarus divergens (Pacific walrus), 5211 nucleotides. RefSeq names its product ubiquitin specific peptidase 25 (gene USP25). The record is from RefSeq and is a predicted model, not a curated record. Gene Ontology annotation, biological process: protein deubiquitination; regulation of protein stability. Bases 363 to 3620 code for a protein of 1085 amino acids. Gene Ontology annotation, cellular component: nucleus; cytosol. Lineage: Eukaryota; Metazoa; Chordata; Mammalia; Carnivora; Odobenidae. Gene Ontology annotation, molecular function: protein binding; cysteine-type deubiquitinase activity; cysteine-type endopeptidase activity. The transcript is spliced from 25 exons.